CCACGCCGUUUAACGCGGUAUACCUACGACGAGACGUAUUUCCUCGGUAGGGCCGGCACAUUGGUGCAACUGCGGUCCGGCGGCGACGGCGCGCGACGUGCCACCGACAUCGACUCCGGGACACCACGUGGGCAACAGUUCUCCGCGUGUCGCCGCCCCGGUGUGUCGCGAUUGCCCCGCGCACGAGAGCCGACGGCCCCGUAUCACGUUCGGUGGUAACAUUUUUUCCAAGUAUUAUAUAUUUUCGCUAUCGCGGUUAGUUCAUGGAAAUAAAAGAAAAAAAAAAUUAGCCGAUCGUUUCGAUAAUUAUAAACUAUAGGCAACUCUACCGUUGCACAUAGACCGAAACGUUAUUAUUAUCAUUAUUCGAUAGGAGGUUAUUACAAUACGAACCGUGUGUAGAGAGGGACUUACAUGUACCUACAAUAACCUAACCGGCUUGGACCGUGUUCUAUAGGGGAAAAAAAUUAAAAUAGAAAUGGACCAUUGUGAUACAAAACCUGACGGAGACGGACACUAGAUUGUUGAAAUAAAAAGAAAUAACAAAAAAAAGAACAACAGUAUACACACAGAUGGGGUUCAUCACUAUUGUCUUACUAUAUUGCUUGUCAAGUGCAACAGGUCAUUUAAAUGUAUUCAUCAGUCAAAAAGAAGUCAAAAGGAUUAUGGGUUUAUCAUCUGAACUCUAUUAUGUUCGUGAUGGGGUUGUGAAUACAUAUGCAAUGAAUUUUGAAGUACCAGUUCCUGCGACUAUUGGUGAACUUGAGUUUUGUUGGCAAUCGUUAACUCGACAUUCGUUACCGUAUACCUGGAGUGUAGAGUCCAACAAUGGCAUAGCUAUGAAGAAGCCGGAACUGGACAUCCCGGAGUCAGGAUGGGUACCGUCUCAUGUCCAAGUGUUCCGGCUCAAGUUGCCGUGCACGGGCGUCGUGAGUUCCGAGGUGCACGUUCUGCUCACUAUCAACAUAACCGCUGUUAAUCCAAAACAUGGCGACGUGUCACUGGUAUUUCACCGGAACAAGAUAUGUCUGAAGACCACCGACAUGCUCUUAGACUCUCUCAUCGGUAAGGAUGGUUCGCUAGAGACUAACCUGAUUGACGAAUUGCCUCAGAGCCAACAGAAACAGCUUCCAAAGUCUCCAGCCCAACCACCGCUGCUGUCACCACGGUCACAACCCGACAAUGACCAAAAUAAUGAUAAGACAUUGAUAAUGCAACCUUCGUAUGGUGGGACAACCGGAACAGUGCAGGUCGCAACUGCUGUGGCGACUACUGGUGGUGGAAAUACCGCAUUGACUUCGCCUAAACAUGGCGACGAAGCACCUGAAGAAUUAGUACCUGCACACGGUGCGUUCUUUUUUGCGCUUGGAUGUGGGUCUGCACUCAUAGUCACUCUGGUGGCAGUCACAUUCGCCCUGGCUUACAAGCGCACCAACAAAUCGUUUCUCAUCAGGUCUAAAUCUAAAGAGUCAUUGCAUACUAGUUACACGAGUGCCGCUUACGUGGCCAACCCCAACGUUUUGGUGCGCGUCGGCUCAGUGACCAGCACUAGCGGUACUUAUGCGACCAUCAGAAGCGUGCGGAAAACAGCUGCAUCAAUGGCAGAAGACGAUCUUCCAAACCACUGUAUAAGCAGUGGAGUUUCCGGAAACAAAGGCAAUAGCCACGUGUCACCAUACGCCACCAGCUACGUGGCGACUGCAGCCGGAAGUAAUAAUUAUCACGUCUACUCGAAACCAGCAUCACCCACGGCAUCCAAAAUAUCGUAUUACGCCUGCACACCACUGAUGGCCGUUAACGAUCGGAGAAUGUGUGAUGACUUGGACGAGCGUAUACGUCAGCUAGACUCGCAUGGCGCUACGGUCAAAUUGGAAAGACUUCUCCAGGAGGGCGCUUUCGGUAAGGUGUAUCAAGGCACGUAUAAACACAAUGGUGGUGGAUCGCAAGAAGUUCUCGUCAAGACCGUCACAACUGAUGCUGCAUCUCAACAAAAUAAAAUGUUUUUGGCUGAAAGUUUAAUGCUUCAUGGUUUACCGGGUCAUGUAAACAUAUUACAACCAAUUUCUGUAUGUCAGUACUCAAAUAAACCAACCGCGAUAUUAUAUCCGUUCAGUAAUAAAGGAAAUCUUAAAAGGUUUCUAUGCGAUUGCAAAAGGAAAAAUAACGACUACUACAACUUAACCACAAAAGACAUUGUUAACAUGGCUGUACAACUCUGCUUAGGUAGUGUAUUCCUUCACAGCCAAGGUAUCUGUCACAAGGAUAUAGCUGCCAGGAAUUGUGUCGUGGACGAAAAGUUGCGAGUCAAAUUAGCCGAUAGCGGAUUGUCUAGAGACCUGUUUCCUGAUGAUUAUUCAUGUCUAAACGACAACGAAAAUCGACCCAUAAAGUGGAUGGCCCUUGAAAGUAUCACUUUACGCACCUAUAACGGUGCCUCGGACAUAUGGUCGUUUGGUGUUUUGCUCUGGGAACUUGUGUGUUUAGGUGCUCAGCCCUACUCAGAAAUUGAUCCGUAUGAUCUGAGCCUUUACUUACAAGAAGGAUACAGGCUAUCGCAACCAAUCAACUGCCCGGACGACCUGUUUGGGAUGAUGACAUUCUGUUGGCUACCCAGCCCGGAGGAACGACCAUCAUCCGCUCAAGUAUUGGCGUGUUUACAGGACUUCCAAAAAACUCUUAACCAGUUUAUCUAAAAUAGACUUUCCUUUAUUUUACUAUUUAUAAUUUUUUAUAUGUUUUGUUAAAUAUGUUGAUGUACAUUAAGUUACUUACGAUAUACGAUUAGAGGUGCUAUGUAUGUAAGCGUUAAACAUUAUUUUGGAGAAAACUUUUUUUUUUAAUGAACAAUGACAAAAAUAAAUGGGAAAUCACAAGAUGGCGGAAGAUGGUGAAAAAUAAAACUGCCAUUUAUUACAUGUUUAAGUAAAACAAUUCAAUUAUUUAAAUUUUAAACAUAUUUGUA
This is a messenger RNA of Melanaphis sacchari, 2962 nucleotides long. RefSeq names its product tyrosine-protein kinase Dnt-like. Gene Ontology annotation, biological process: positive regulation of kinase activity; axonogenesis; cell surface receptor protein tyrosine kinase signaling pathway. Gene Ontology annotation, molecular function: protein kinase activity; ATP binding. The transcript is spliced from 12 exons. The record is from RefSeq and is a predicted model, not a curated record. Lineage: Eukaryota; Metazoa; Arthropoda; Insecta; Hemiptera; Aphididae. Gene Ontology annotation, cellular component: signaling receptor complex. Bases 573 to 2693 code for a protein of 706 amino acids.